Molecule: messenger RNA, 1954 nt
Organism: Pimephales promelas (fathead minnow)
Lineage: Eukaryota; Metazoa; Chordata; Actinopteri; Cypriniformes; Leuciscidae
Gene: rxfp3.2a
Product: relaxin family peptide receptor 3.2a
Biological process (GO): cell chemotaxis; G protein-coupled receptor signaling pathway; positive regulation of cytosolic calcium ion concentration
Cellular component (GO): membrane; external side of plasma membrane
Molecular function (GO): C-C chemokine receptor activity; C-C chemokine binding
Source: RefSeq, a predicted model, not a curated record
GACGAGCAGCACAGAUUCUCUGAAUCCGGGAAUAUUAUCCGGGAAUAUCCGGGAUCGCAUGCUGUACCUUUAGGAUUGUUUUUAGCGAAACAUUUGUGCAGCAUAUAGAAUGUUAUAGAAAUCGAAUGGGUGCGUAAAGCCGUGCCAUGCAGGGGAACAGCAGCGCGUUGGCACCGGGUUUAGCGUCGUGCGGUCCGGCGCUGGACGAGGGCUAUGCGCUGUCGAACCGGACUCUCCAGAACCUGUCGCUCCGCUGCUGGCUCCAGCUCCUCUCCAAAGAGUCCGCGCCGGAGCUCUACGGCGACAGCUCGAGCGUGGCCAUGCGCGUCGUGAUCGCGCUCGUCUACCUGAUCGUGUGCGCACUCGGGCUCGUCGGGAACCUGUUGGCGCUUUACCUGCUCCAGUCGCGCCACAGACUCAAGCAGUCAUCCAUCAACUGCUUCGUCAUGAGUUUGGCCGUGACAGACCUGCAGUUCGUCCUGACCCUUCCGUUCUGGGCCGUGGACACACUUUUGGACUUCAGGUGGCCGUUUGGAAAGGUGAUGUGCAAGAUCAUCAGCUCGGUGACCACCAUGAACAUGUACGCGAGCGUGUUCUUCUUGACGGCCAUGAGCGUGGCGCGCUACUGCUCUCUGUCCUCUUCCCUACGGAUGCAGAGUCCCAAAACGGCCUGGGCCGAGGUCAAGUGGGCCAGCUUGGGGAUCUGGCUCGUGUCCGUGGUGGCCACCAUCCCUCACGCGGUGUACUCGACCACGGCGCAGGUGUCCGACGACGAGCUGUGCCUCGUCCGCUUCUCGGACUCCGGGAGCUGGGACCCGCAGCUGCUGCUCGGUCUCUAUCAGACACAGAAGGUCCUUUUGGGUUUCGUGAUUCCGCUGGUCAUCAUCUGCGUUUGUUAUCUCCUCCUGCUGCGCUUCGUUCUGCGGCGGCGCGUCAGCGGCAUUCCCGGCUCGGAAAGCGAGAGAGGGCGGCACAAGCGACGCUCCAAAGUCACCAAAUCCGUCACCAUCGUGGUUCUAUCGUUCUUUCUGUGCUGGCUUCCCAACCAGUCGCUGACCCUUUGGGGAGUGCUCAUCAAAUUCGAUCUGGUGCCGUUCAGUAACGCUUUUUACAACGCGCAAGCUUACGCGUUCCCUAUCACCGUGUGCCUGGCGCACACCAACAGCUGCCUGAACCCGGUGCUGUACUGUCUGAUCCGACAGGAGUACCGCACCGGCCUCAAGAAACUGCUGUUUCGAGCCACUCCGUCCAUCCGGAACCUGGCCAAACUGGUGUCCAGGAGGAAGAAGGUCGCGGAGGCUCCGCCUGGAGUGGCUGUGGUGCAGAUGGAGAUCGGGAUGUGACGCCGUUACCAUAUUAUGGAAAAAUAACUUUUUGAACUUUUAAAUGCAUCAUCGAAUGCCUCUGCAACAUGGAUUUAUCAGACAUUGAUGAUUUGAAAUAGCAUUGCAUAUACAGUUGGACACACUUAUUUGUCUUUUAUAUCUAUCUAUCUAUCUAUCUAUCUAUCUAUCUAUCUAUCUAUCUAUCUAUCUAUCUAUUUCUUUUUUAAAAUUAUUUAAUUGGUGAAUUAAAGCAGAUAGUGACGUAAACGCAUUAACAAAUGUCCAGAAGCAAUGCAAAAAUGAUAUUUGUUUCCGUUCCCAACUGUAGAAGUUUAUCCAACUAUGAAGAUUUCUACUUCUGAGAAUCUUUAAAAUUUGAAAAGAGUCCAUUGUUCUAAAAUGUCAACAAUAGGCUAUUUAAACGAGAAUGUGUGUUCACUUCAAACUCCUGACUGACACAUUUUGUUCCCGCCAUCUCAAACAUCUCUAAUCCGUGUUUACAAAAGCUGAACUUCGGGACUAUUAUUAUUCUCUCCUCUUGGGGGAAAAAAAGGACAGAAAAAUAUUUACUGUACUUCGAACCUUUAGACUUGUACAAUGGCAGUGUAAAUAAAACCGUUUCAAGCAAA